CAUCGACAAAUCGAGAUGGCGAACCAGGCAACAAUGCGUUCAGUUUUUUUCUGGCGGUUGCAAAAUCAUCAGAAUUCAGAGCAAACAAGCUAGGAUUUGGAUUUCCCCACACGAUAAGCCUGCUGACCAGUUCGGCGACGAGAUUGGAUACAAAAGGGAGAAUUUGAAGAAGAAAACACGGCACCACCAUUUCCCCACCCUCUUCAAUCUUCAAAAGGCAGCUACCGUCUCAAGUAAACUUUCUCGCAUUCACGGCGUCGCCGCCCUCAGGUCUCAUUUUUGGACUGUUCGGAAUCGCAUCGGGUUGGGUAGAUUCAUUCCCCUUGUUAGCACGCAAACUGUUCGUGAAAAUGCCUGAACCAGUCUUGCUUUGCGUUUGAUUCUCUAAACUUUCAAUUCGCUCCGGACACGGCGCCGGCCUGUCUUUAUUUACAAGUCAUCGCCCACGAGGGCAGCAGCAAGCCAUCACUGACAACCUCACACCACCUUAUCCUCCAAUCUACCAAGUGGCCAAAUGGGGUUGGGUCGAUCUAUCCAUCUAUGUUUUGCAUUAUAAUAUUCAGGUAUUCAUUUCACUGCGAGCUCUGUGGAAGAAAGAUGGUGGCUUUUUGUUUUAUUUUUAUAAAUUAUCCCGAAUUUUUAUGAUGGGUCGUCUCCUUUACCUCUUUUUUUGGAGGGUGCAAUCCUUUAAAGAACUGACCAAUACCAAAACCAAGUCCCAUCUUUUUUUCUUUCUUCCCUUUUCAGGAAACUGGUUUAGGGCACUUCUUUUUUCUGGUUCUCUGAUCUUCCCCAUCUCUGGCUCGCUCUGGUUUCCAGUAAUCCAUCUCUUCCCAAAGCUCAUGGAGGGCGCCGCUCCGUCCAAUGAACGCCUUGGGUUUGGGAAGAUGGGUUAUGGAUGCGAGCAUUACAGGAGGAGAUGCAAGAUUCGAGCACCUUGCUGCAAUGAAAUUUUCUCCUGCCGUCAUUGCCACAACGAGGCUGCGAGCAUGCUGAAGAACCCCUGUGAUCACCAUGAGCUAGAUCGGUAUGACGUGAAGCAAGUUGUAUGUGAAGUUUGUGACACAGAGCAGCCGGUACUGAUUUCUGGACUAAUUUCUGAGGAGCCUUCCAAAUUCUAGGUUCGGAUCAGUGUUUCAACUUUCAAUCCUAAUUUUCAUGUUUCAGGUUGCCCAAGUUUGUACAAACUGCGGUGUCAACAUGGGGGAAUACUUCUGUGGAAUAUGCAAAUUCUUUGAUGAUGAUAUUGAGAAAGGGCAGUUUCACUGUGAUGAUUGUGGUAUCUGCAGAGUUGGUGGCCGUGAGAACUUCUACCAUUGCAAGAAGUGCGGUUCUUGCUAUUCAGUUUCCCUCCGAGACAAUCACUCGUGCGUGGAGAACUCAAUGCGCCACCAUUGCCCAAUAUGUUACGAGUACUUAUUUGACUCCAUGAAGGACACUGUAGUGAUGUUAUGUGGCCACACAAUGCACCAUGAAUGUCGUGAUGAAAUGAUGAGGCACGAGAAAUUCUGUUGCCCAAUAUGUUCAAGGUCAGUCAUUGACAUGUCCAAGGCCUGGAAGAAUAUAGAUGAGGAGAUCGAAGCAACGGUCAUGCCAGAGGACUAUCGAAACAAAAAGGUUUGGAUCCUUUGCAACGACUGCAACGACACUACAGAGGUCAACUUCCACAUAAUUGGGCAGAAGUGCAGCCACUGUAAGUCAUACAACACGAGAACCAUUAGACCUCCUGUUCUUCCGCAGCAAUGAUGGAUUGACUGGAAGCGAGGGCCAGGGAGAAAGCCGAUUGAGAUAGGAAGGAUGAUUGAUCAAUCAUUUCUGUCCUGGAAACCGAAUUGGUUGUUGUACCAUCGUGGUUUUUGGAUGUGAAUUUUUCUUUUGUUGUUGUACCAUUGAAGUUUGAACGAACUUCAUUCCGUGCCCCCUCAGAAACUUGGUUUUCUGCCAGGCCAGUAGUUCUUUCUAUCUCCAGAUUGUGGAGUGUUUUUGAUUGAUUAUUGCCCCACUCCAGUGGAACUGUAUGUUUCUGGGUUCGAUGUAUAAAAUCUUAUAUAGCAGCAAGAUGAAAAAUGAAUCAGGCGUUCAUUCUCGAUUCGGGAUUCACCAAGUACUCGAGUUUUGAUAUGGUCAGGUAUGGACCAGCUCGUCGCACAUACAUAAUUAUGUUAAUGAAAUUGUUGUAAUGUCAACUUGUCAAUAGUAUUCAGAGUUCAGACUAGUGUGUACUGUGUAAGCAUGUCCAAG
This is a messenger RNA of Linum tenue, 2241 nucleotides long. The record is from the annotation of a GenBank genome assembly. NCBI's taxonomy places the organism in Eukaryota, Viridiplantae, Streptophyta, Magnoliopsida, Malpighiales, Linaceae.